Molecule: messenger RNA, 422 nt
Organism: Vanrija pseudolonga
Lineage: Eukaryota; Fungi; Basidiomycota; Tremellomycetes; Trichosporonales; Trichosporonaceae
Exons: 4
Coding region: 1-414 (137 amino acids)
Source: RefSeq, a predicted model, not a curated record
AUGGCGCCUUCUACCAUCACGUCCAGCUUCAAGGUCCUCUCGUACACCGAGACGCCUGUCCCCGCGUCGCGAGACGUGCCAGUCAAGACCAACUUCUGCAACCAGGAGCGCGAGUACCACGGGGCGCAGAUCUCGGGCUGGGCAGUGGGUGUGUACAUCAAGACAUACCAGUCGGACGACGCCAACACCUUCGUCGGACAGCAGGUAUUCACCGGCACCCUCCUCGGCCGGCAGGGCACCUUCACGGCGCUCGCCAAGGGCGCGUUCGCAGACGGCGUCGUCACUGCCGAGUGGCAGAUUAUCUCGGGCACGGGCGAGCUCGCGGGCAUCUCGGGCAGUGGGACGUAUGGCGUGCCGGCGGGUUACAAGUCUGGGGACGAGCUGCCGUUUGAGCUGCACGUCGAGUUCGCGUAGAAGAGCCG